AGCUCUGCCCAUUACCUUUGAGCUUCCUGGCAACUCCCAGGGUUGUAAAGUGAUUCUGAGGCUGCUGGAGUGACCUGUGAAAAUCGUGUGUGUGCUCAGCCUUGCCACAGCUCUGUGCUAAAGCAGAGACACUUCCUAGGAGCAGAGAAGGGAAAUGGUCUGAGCAGGGCCUCCAGGCAUCUGCUGGCAGGAAGAACAAAACAUUCAGGAUGCUUUUGGCAGACGUGAGGUGCAGCUGCCCCAGCAGGAUCUAGGAGCUGGUGUGGCUGAGUCAGGAUGAUCCCUGGCCCUGGCUACGUGGAGGUUGGAGCAGAGGAGGCAGCCCUGGGAUUCAGACAUCUCAACUCUUCUCUUCACCGUCUGGGAGUUCAUUUGGACUUUUGAACUCUUCUGACUUCAUUGGUUUUCAACUUGGAGCUGCUUUUUGAAAGAAAAACAGGAUGUCAAGGAAAAUUUCUCCAGGCUGCUUCUCUAGAAUGACAUGGAAAAAACAUUUUUUCAAGGAAACCUGCUGCCAAUGGGGUACUCCAAACACAGAAAUCCAAAAUGAGGAGCUGGAGAAGAGAGGAAAAGUAAGGAAAAGAAAGAAGAAAAAUGAAAAUAAACGUGUGAUCAUCUCCAAUUUGCCCUUUGGAAGCAAGAAGUGGAAGGAAAAUCCAAACAGAUAUUAUGACUCCAAUGAAAUUAAGACCACAAAAUAUACCAUCUUAACUUUCCUCCCUAAAAAUAUCUAUGAGCAGUUUCACCGCUUUGCCAAUAUUUAUUUUGUGUUCAUUGCAUUGCUGAAUUUUGUGCCAGUGGUGAAUGCUUUCCAACCAGAGGUGUCUGUGAUCCCAAUUUGUGUUAUAAUGGCCAUCACAGCCAUUAAAGAUGCUUGGGAGGACUUCAGGAGGUAUAAAUUGGACAAAGAAAUCAAUCACAUGGGAUGCUACAUUUACAGCAGGGAGGAACGUGCUUACGUGGAGAAGUGCUGGAAAGACGUCAGAGUGGGGGACUUUGUGCAGCUGCAGUGCAAUGAGAUUGUCCCAGCAGACAUCCUGCUGCUGCACUCCUCUGACCAGAGCGGGAUCUGCCACCUGGAAACCGCCAACCUGGACGGGGAGACCAACCUCAAGCAGCGCCGCAUGGUGAUGGGCUUCAGCAGCCAGGAUACUGUGUUUGAACCAGAACUUUUCCAAAACACCAUCAUCUGUGAAAUGCCAAACAAUGAUCUCAAUAAGUUCAAGGGUUAUAUGGAGCAGCCAAACCAUGAACAGGUAGGUCUCAACAUUGAAAACCUCUUGCUUCGUGGAUGCACAAUCAGAAAUACUGAGGCUGCAGUAGGAAUCGUUAUAUAUGCAGGUCAUGAGACAAAGGCCAUGCUGAACAACAGCGGUCCCCGCUACAAGCGCAGCCGGAUCGAGCAGAGGAUGAACAGGGACAUUUUCUUGUGUGUGGGACUCCUGUUUGUGAUGUGCCUUGUUGGAGCUGUAGGGCAUGGCAUCUGGACAGGAAACUUUUGGGAGCAUCCACCUUAUGAUGUCCCAGACUGGAAUGGCAAUUUUGUGACUCCAGUUCUUGAUGGUUUCUACAUGUUCCUGACAAUGAUAAUCCUGUUGCAGAUUUUAAUCCCCAUAUCUCUUUAUGUGUCAAUUGAGUUGGUCAAACUGGGACAAGUGUUCUUAAUUCACAAUGACAUUGACCUGUAUGAUGAAGAAGCAGAUUUGCCCAUCCAGUGCCGUGCCCUCACUAUCACUGAAGACCUUGGACAGAUCCAGUACAUCUUCUCAGACAAAACUGGGACACUAACAGAAAACAAAAUGGUAUUCCGACGCUGUACUGUUGAUGGAAUUGAGUUUUCCCAUCAGGAAAAUGACAGGCGACUGAAAACACAGAGAGAGCUGGAUUUAGACAAUGAGGAUUUUGCAAAGCUUCAGCACUUCACUCUUCCUCCCAUGAACCCUGGGAGACCAGCCACCUGCAAGCCCAGCAGCGUGAGGCCUUUGAGGAGGUGCCAGAGCGACCGGGCGCAUUCCAAGGGCCACGCCAGGAGCAGGUCCGUGGGGCGGCGCGACAGCAGCCAGUCCCAGGUGGCCUUCAGCAGCCCCAUCGAAAAGUAUGUGACUCCUGACAGCAGGCUGCUGCGGCGAGUGCGAGAAGCUGCCCUCCAGACUGAGAGCUUUUCUCCUUUCAUACACAUGAAGACUUCCACGUCCUUUACUGACUUUUUUCUUGCUCUUGCCAUUUGCAACACAGUUCUGGUCUCCACAGCUACUGAGCCAAGACAAAGGGUCACAAUCCCACCACCAAUAAAACCUUCAGGAAUCACCCUGGAGAAGAUUCAUCAGCUAUUUCAAAGGCUAAAAUUAGCAAGCCUCAGUCAAUCUUUUUCAUCAUCUCAGUCUAGCUCACAACUUGGUGCCAGCUUCAGCGCAAAGAACACCGAGGAGCCCCUUGCUGUGCUGGAGGGCUGUGACAAUGAAAACGACAGCUCUGCCAGCACUGGAGGCCAGGAACUCCAGGACAAGGCCAGCACGGAGAUUGGUACUGCUUCCUUGGAUGAAGUUUUUGGGUCUGCAAGCAACACUUCUCUGCCAGCAGAGUUUUGUUAUGAGGCUGAGAGCCCGGACGAGGCAGCUCUGGUCUAUGCUGCCCAGGCCUACGGCUUCGUCCUCGUGUCGCGGACGCCCGAGCAGGUCAUGGUGCAGCUCCCUCAGGGCACACUCCUGACCUUUGAUAUCCUCUACACCCUGGAGUUUGACUCAGUCAGGAAAAGGAUGUCUGUGGUGGUGAGACACCCUCUAACCAAGGAGAUUGUGGUCUACACAAAAGGUGCUGACUCUGUAAUAAUGGACCUGCUGGACAGCUCCUCCAAUGGUGACAUUAGCUCAGACAAGAGACUGAAAAGAAUAAAGGAAAGAACACAGAAGCAUCUGGACUACUAUGCCCAUGAUGGACUGAGAACCCUGUGCAUGGCUAAGAAGGUCUUGAAUGAAGAUGACUUUCAAAAAUGGGCCAAUUUUCGUCGGGAGGCAGAAGCUGCAAUUGACAACAGAGAGGAGCUGUUAAUAGAGACAGCACAGCAUCUGGAGACCAAACUCACCCUGCUGGGAGCAACAGGGAUUGAGGAUCGCCUGCAAGAUGGAGUACCUGACACUAUUGUAUCUCUCAGGGAAGCUGGGAUAAAAAUUUGGGUGUUGACAGGAGACAAACAGGAGACAGCAGUUAACAUUGCAUACUCCUGCAAGCUUCUGAACCAAAGGGACACAGUCUUCACCAUUAACACUGAAAAUAAGGAAACUUGUGAAUCUCUCUUGAAUUUAACCCUGGAAGAGGUGAAGAAGAAUUUCGAGUGCGACAAACCGCGGAGGAAGUUUUUUGGCAUCAUCCCCACAUCCUUGCCAGCCCCCGAGGCCCCCAGCCCCGAGUUUGGGCUGGUGCUGGAUGGGCGGACGCUGACCACCAUCCUGCAGGGAGGGCUGGAGGAGAAGCUGCUGGAGCUGGCGCGGCACUGCCGCUCCGUGCUCUGCUGCCGCUGCACACCGCUGCAGAAGAGCAUGGUGGUCAAGCUGGUGCGGGGGCGGCUGAAAGCCAUGACCCUCUCCAUAGGGGAUGGUGCAAACGACGUGAGUAUGAUUCAAGCAGCUGAUAUUGGAAUUGGAAUAUCUGGCCAAGAAGGCAUGCAGGCUGUGAUGGCCAGUGACUUUGCAAUAUCCCGAUUUAAGCAUCUCAAAAAGCUCCUUCUUGUCCAUGGACAUUGGUGCUAUGCUCGCCUGGCAAAGAUGGUGAUUUACUUUUUCUACAAAAAUGUGUGCUACGUCAACCUACUCUUCUGGUACCAGUUCUUCUGUGGCUUCUCAGGCAGCACCAUGGUAGAUUACUGGCAGAUGAUUUUUUUCAACCUCUUCUUCACCUCAGUGCCCCCUCUUCUCUUUGGAGCCCUUGACAAAGAUGUUUCUGCAGAAACGCUCCUACGUCUGCCCGAGCUGUACAAGAAUGGACAAAAUUCAGAGAUAUACAACUUGUCAGCUUUCAGUAUUACAAUGUUGGAUGCCUUCUAUCAAAGCCUCAUUUGCUUCUUUGUCCCCUACUUGACGUACAAAGACUCUGACAUAGAUGUGUUUUCCUUUGGAAACCCCAUCAACACCAUCUCCCUCCUGACCAUUCUCUUGCACCAGGCUCUAGAAAUGAAAACAUGGACCGUGCUGCAGCUGGUGACAAUGAUCUGCAGUGUGGCUUUUUACCUCAUCUUCUCCCUCAUCUACAACGCUGCCUGCCUGCUCUGCAACCCCCCUACCAACCCCUACUGGAUUAUGGAGAGGCAGCUCAAGGACCCCAUCUUCUAUUUAUUGUGCCUCAUCACCCCUGCCAUGGCGCUCUUACCAAGGUUCUUUAUUUUUGCUCUACGAGGAACCCUUGGAGCAUCUCUUGUUCUGAAAGCACAGCAGGUAGAUAAACUUCCUAAGGAGCAACAGGAUCUUGCAAUCCAGAAACUAAGAUCAAGAAAAGAAGCUACUUCUAGUGCACCUGUGGCCUCACCUGCAUCUAAUGAUGACCUUGACCAAAGCAUCAGCCAUUUAUGUGUGUCACCAUUUCUACACCCAGCAGCAGCCCUGUCUCCCAGGGACACAGAACAUCAGGGAGUUUCUGACUCUAAUCCUCUUGGGAGAAGGACAUAUCAGGAAGGCUGUUACUUCUUUAACAAGUGGGCAGAGGAAGAAUCUGCUGCUACUGAUUCUUCAGCAGGGCCUUCCUCUGGCCAUCAUCCCCUUGUAGGCAGCAGGGAAACAGCUCCUGGGCAGGAUGGUGGCAAACUGAGUCAAGAUUAUCUCAAAAACUUUAAUUACGGAAGCCACCGGCGGUCAGUGAGCUCAGUGACACUCUGAAGAAAUGUUCAGAAAUGGAACCCACAGCCCAUGUGGAGAAGGACCCAGCAGGGAAAAUAAAAAUGUUUAUGUUUAGCCAUUAUUCUCCCUAGAAAUGGAGAGAGAGGCAGCUGGAGUAGUGCAACAGCAACUCCAAUAUGCAACCUUAGCUGAAUGCAUCUUUGUCUGGGUUUAUCAGUACGUGACUUUUUGAUCUUCCUGGUCUGGUCAUGUCACAGGAACAUGACAUGAGCAUCACACAGUUGUUGAGAAUUGCACAAUUACUUUCUUUCAACAGAUAUUUUUGUAUCAUAUUAAUAGGGAAUACUUGUGAAGUUUCAAUGUUGUUAUUAUUAUGCUAUUGUGUUAAUAGAAAGAGAAUCCAUUCUUUAUUAAACCAAGUCUUAUAGCAACACAUCCCACUCUAGAUUUUUCACUCUCAAAGUCUUAAAAGGAGCUUAGUAACUUAAAAAUUAUAAUUCUGCAUGAAAAAUUACUACCUGCAGAUACUAAAGGUACUUGCAGAAUAAUAGCAAUGGAGAGACAUUAGAGAGCAUCCCAGGUUUUAAUAUAUGUACUUUACACAUACAACAAUAUCAGCUCUACAGCCUGCAUUCCCUGAAGAGCAAGAUUUUUAUGCAGAUAGCAGUUUGACCUGAUAUUGUUAAGAAAAGGACAAAUGAGCUUAUAAAAAUAAGGAAUACAAAUACUGAACUACAUAAACUGCCAAGACAACUCGGUGGUAAGAGGAGUCUACUUCUUCAUACCUGCAGAAGUAGACAGAGAUAACAAGUCACAUUCAAGGAUUUAUGUCCUAGAAUUCUUAAGCUGCCCCUGAUUUUUCUUCUAGAAAUUCAGUUUCUUAUCUCAGUUCCCUAUAUCAUUAUGUGGUGCUGCUGCAUUCAAUCAAGUAUGAAUCAUGCUCAAGGAUGAAUCUGCUCAGUUGGUCACAUUCAUUAGCUGAUGGAUGUCAAUAAUGGAGAUUUUGACAAGACAUAUAUGAAGGUCCCUAAUCACAUUGUAGUAAGUACAUGGUGUAAAAUGACCAAAAUAUGCAUAAUAGGUUAUCCCUUUUUUGGUAUCUCAGGGCAAAAAGAUGCAGAAGAAAACCAUAAGGUGUCACCAUAAUAACUACUUAUUGCAAUGCAAUGAAAGGUGACUGAUAUUUCUUAUAGAAAUGUUGACUAGUAAGACCAUUUUCCAAGGUUUUCUUCACAAUGUGGGAUGAAAUCUUACCUAGUUUAAAAUUCAAACCAUCUGUACUUUUGUGAAUCUACCACUGGUUCUGAUUAAAUAGGUUUUUAGCUUUUUUUAUACAUGCUGUGUUUAGCUAUUUACUACUUAUGACAACAUGUGAUCUUUCUAAUAGCCUAUUUAGCAAAUGCUAAUUUAACUUCUGUAUGUUAUAGUAAUUACUGUAACUAGAGUCUUCAAGUUCAUACUUUAAAACAACUCAGGCAAAACUGAGUCACAUAUCUCCCACUGACAUUUCUGGUACCCAGAGCAAGAUCACAUGUAAGAACUCCUUGUGUUAGAGCAUUAAUUGUCAGCAAUUAAACAUUUCAGUAAGAGAUUUUUUUUUUUUUUGCUUGAUGAGAAAAAUGAAGGAAAAUAAGUAUAGAUGAGAUUAUUGUUAAUGGAGGGUGAGAUUGCUCAAAUGUUUGCUCACUAGCUGGGAACGGACCCGGGGCAGCGAGACUAAAGAUCAAUCCUUUACCAUUCACAGCUUAUUUUUUACAUUAAAUGCUCCAUUUCCUUUGAGCUUAAAGAAGAUGUCAGUUGCUUACACAUUGUACUACAAAAUGUGAAGUGUUUUAUAGAAAUAAGUGGGGUAAGGUCAUGCCUUGCUGUGCUGUUGAGAGGACAAAAACGGAGGUGAAGGAGUGCUUUUCCUGCUGUCACCCAUGAGCAGCAAACUCCUUUUUCCAGAGGCUGCUCCUCUGCAUAGCAGGAACCCUUAUCAGAAGAGCUGGAUGUCAAAUGUAUCUGAAUGUGCA
Messenger RNA from Haemorhous mexicanus (house finch), 6841 nucleotides. RefSeq names its product ATPase phospholipid transporting 10B (putative) (gene ATP10B). Gene Ontology annotation, molecular function: ATP hydrolysis activity; ATP binding; magnesium ion binding. Gene Ontology annotation, cellular component: plasma membrane. The transcript has 21 exons. Gene Ontology annotation, biological process: phospholipid translocation. NCBI's taxonomy places the organism in Eukaryota, Metazoa, Chordata, Aves, Passeriformes, Fringillidae. The coding region runs from base 441 to 4865 and encodes 1474 amino acids. The record is from RefSeq and is a predicted model, not a curated record.